AUGGGAAGGAGCGACGACCGCGCAGGCGGCCGUCCUUCUCACCCCUUCGACGUGCUGCGCCCCAAGAGCCGCGAGGAGCUUUUCAACUUUGUGUCCUCUCUGCCUGCCUCUGCGGAGAAGUCCGCGAUCCUCCCUUCGCUGCUGGCCUUCUCGGCAGACUGCGUUCAGUGCACCGAGCGCUGCCGGCAGCGCCUGAGCCUCUACCGAAGCUUCCUCUCCUCGCUCGACGCACGCGACGCCGCGCUCUCCCCUGCCGCCCCCCCAGCCUCUGCCGUCUCCUCCGCGGCCGCAGCUUCGGCAGCCUCGUUUGAAGGCUGCAACGUGGUUCAAGAAAGCAUCAACGAGCAGAUUGAGCUCUGGCAAGACCGCUGUCUCGCUGCCUGUGCGCGUGAAAACCGCGCCCACCUCUCGCCUGCCUCCGACCUCUAA
Messenger RNA from Besnoitia besnoiti, 429 nucleotides. RefSeq lists its product as uncharacterized. NCBI's taxonomy places the organism in Eukaryota, Apicomplexa, Conoidasida, Eucoccidiorida, Sarcocystidae. The transcript has a single exon. The coding region runs from base 1 to 429 and encodes 142 amino acids. The record is from RefSeq and is a predicted model, not a curated record.